AUGAGGGGACUUCAAGAAGCAACCGCGAAGCUUGCAACCUUCUUGGAAGAGCUAAACAAGGUUGAAUCGGAUGGCACCAUUCAGGAUUUAAUCUUGCUUCUAAAAAAGAAUGACUACAUUAUGCUGCUUCCGGGUGUGACCCCUGCCUACGCCCUACGUACUCGGGCGUGGAUCAAAGUCGAACUCGAAAACAUCCAGCCGAUCACAGAGGUGGCUCAAUGGGAUGACCUCAUCCUCCCAAAGAGUCAUAAAAAGAUGGUCCGAGCAAUGGUUGAGGCGUACACGACAAAGGGUCAUGUAUAUGACACGGACUCCAGGUUUGAGGCCGACUUGGUUCAUGGAAGUGGAUGUAUCAUCCUCCUGCACGAGUGCGUUGCUGCUUAUGCCAAACGCCCGUUGUUUCCCAUCACUUGUGGCGACAUUGGCUACAAGCCCGAGGAUGUUGAGCGCAACCUCGAGGAACUUUUUGGCCUUGCCCACAGAUGGGGCUGCGUUCUCCUCCUUAACGAGGCAGACGUUUUUCUGGCAAAGCGAAGCAAAGAUAAUUUGGAGCGCAACGCUAUUGUCUCUGUAUUCUUGCGCAUCUUGGAAUACCAUCCAGGCCUCCUGUUCAUCACAACCAAUCAAGUUGGUGUCAUUGAUGAUGCUUUUCGUUCCCGACUUCACUUGAUGCUGUACUAUCCGCCUUUAAGCAGCAAGCAGUCCUACAAAAUUUGGGAAACGAAUCUCCAGCGACUCCAAGCGCAGAGCGAAGCACGAAUCAAGAACGGAAUGCCACGUCUCAUCAUUCGAAAGAAAAGCAUUCUCUCAUUCGCCAAAACCAACUUCAAACAGCUAAACUGGAACGGCCGCCAGAUUCGCAAUGCCUUUCAGUCGGCAUUGGCGCUUGCGGUAUUCAACGCAAGCCACACCAAGAGCAAGAGGUCCAAUCCGGUUGUGAGCAAGAGGGAGUUUCGCACCGUUGGUGACUUUGUGAAACAAUUCGAGUCAUACCUCAAGGAGACACACCAAGGAGUAGGCGAGGCGAGCAUCGCUCUCGAGGACGAAGUCCGAGCAGACAUGGUUGACGGUCGCCAAGGCGGUCUCGAAAUAUCUGACACUGAGUAUUCAGAUUCUGAAUCUGAAGAUGAAUACCUUACCAAGUCGGGCAACAGCGAGGAGCAGGAUGAACCCAGUGCUAAGAAAUCUAGUUGUGGCAACGAUGACUCGGAGAAAGGGAAAUCGCCCAUGCGCAUGCACAAAUCCAAGGCGAAGAGUGAAAAGGAGGGGAAGGGGAAGGAGAAGGAGAAGGCGGGGAAGAAGGGGAAGGGGAAGAAGGGACAGAAGCGGUAG
Molecule: messenger RNA, 1332 nt
Organism: Ilyonectria robusta
Lineage: Eukaryota; Fungi; Ascomycota; Sordariomycetes; Hypocreales; Nectriaceae
Product: P-loop containing nucleoside triphosphate hydrolase protein
Exons: 7
Coding region: 1-1332 (443 amino acids)
Molecular function (GO): ATP binding; ATP hydrolysis activity
Source: RefSeq, a predicted model, not a curated record